Molecule: messenger RNA, 703 nt
Organism: Gymnodraco acuticeps
Lineage: Eukaryota; Metazoa; Chordata; Actinopteri; Perciformes; Bathydraconidae
Product: transmembrane protein 184B-like
Exons: 5
Coding region: 169-663 (164 amino acids)
Biological process (GO): transport
Molecular function (GO): transporter activity
Source: RefSeq, a predicted model, not a curated record
UGCGCAAACUAGUUGCUGUUAAUGCACUGAACUGCAGAUGGUGAUGUGGAUGAAAUAACGGUGUCCAGUUCAUCAGCUUUGGAUGGGGAAAUGGUUUGUAAUCGACUUGAGAGGAUGAGCUAAAUUGAUGCUGUGAUUUCAACGCAGAUCCAAACAACUGCAGAGGAGAUGGGUCUACUUUGGCGGCGGGACCUCACCCUGUCUGAGAGUUUGGGGAAUGGCCCCCCUGUUGGCUUCGCCCCGGGGCCCCCAGCCACCGUGGCCCCACAGCAGUCCAACACCUCCUGGGUACCGGAAGCACCGCUGGUCACACCAGAGGAGACGUUUUUCCUCAUGACCUCCACUGCACAAACCAUAUCGGGUUUUUUCGUUUGGACAGCGCUUCUGAUCACAUGUCACCAGAUCUACAUGCACCUGCGUUACUACAGCUCUCCUAAUGAACAGAGGCACAUAGUGAGGAUCCUCUUCAUAGUCCCCAUCUACGCCUUCGACUCGUGGCUCAGCCUUCUCUUCUUCACCAAUGAGGAGUAUUACGUUUACUUUGACACAGUCCGGGACUGCUACGAAGCCUUUGUCAUCUACAACUUCCUGAGUCUGUGUUAUGAGUAUCUGGGAGGAGAGAGCGCCAUCAUGGCCGAGAUCAGAGGGAAACCCAUCGAGUAAGUCCUGCUUUCAUUUUGACCCUGUUUGACCUUUUUAAGCU